UUAAGACAGUGCAGCGCUCUCCGCUUGUAUACUUGAGCUCAUUUCCCGGGCAGCAGUGCUACAAACCACCAGCAAUAUACAGGUCCAUUUUGAGAGAAGGAACUAUUUCCUGUGUAAGUAGGCGGAGCCAACUGAAAAAGUAGUGAUACGAGCUUCUAAUCCUGGAUUCCUAUUGGUCGAUUCUUCGAACAGACUGACUGGUGAUUCCUCUCUCUCUGAAUAGAGUAAAUUUUGAUGUAGUUCUUCUGUAGUGAGUGUAUAGACACUAGAGGGCAACCUAUACUAACUAUAUAUAUAUAUAUUCAUCAGUGAACAGUAUUCUCUUGUACUCUCUACACCCCACUAGUAUACUUAUACUUACCAUUACUGUAAUACUAGGUUGUCAACCUUAAACAUAAUAAAAGUGAGUUCAAAAUGCAGAAUUUGUGAAGAUCAGCAGUGUUGGAAUAAUUGAAAAAAAAUUGUGAAUGUUAAAUAUGAAUUCCUAUUUUGAGCAAAGUGGUUUCUAUGGGCAGGGAGGGGGGGCUGGUGCCCCGGACUACAGAUUUCCAAUUGGACUAUCAUCUCUAGGGGGCGUUUCAGCCUAUGGGCAACAUCAGCCACGCCCCCCACAGGAUACGGGAUAUGACGCCCCUGCUAGCCCUUCAAAAUCAUCUUUAUAUAGCUCUCUUAGCGACCCUUCUCCCUACAGUAAAAUUGACUGCAAAGAACAAAAUGGUUAUUCAAUAAAAACGGAUAUCGGAGCAGGAGUGGGGGGUGGAUGGGGGUCUAGUGCCCCAGUCCGACCCUCUGUCUGCACCCCUGACAUGGCUCGGUACACCCCUGACCAGGCAGCUAGGGAUAGAGCCUGGAUGAAUACAUGCUCAUCCUUAUCCGCAGCAGCACAGGUAUCUCAGCCACCCUCACAGCUACAGCAGCCCUCACCUCAUCAAACAUUUUAUCCAUGGAUGGCAAUAGCAGGAUUAUCAGAUUUUUCAGGUGGAACACAUCUUUUUGGAGGAGCUAAUGGUCUUAGACGUAGAGGGAGACAAACAUAUACAAGGUACCAAACCCUGGAGCUGGAGAAGGAGUUCCAUACUAACCAUUACCUCACGCGGAGACGAAGAAUAGAGAUGGCUCAUCAACUCUGUCUGACAGAGCGACAGAUCAAAAUUUGGUUUCAAAACAGGAGAAUGAAAUUAAAGAAGGAGAUCCAAGCGAUCAAGGAGUUGAAUGAACAGGAAAAGCAGGCUCAAGCAGCCAAAGCAGCAGCUCAAGCUGUUCAGCAGUGUGAUCAAGGCCAAGAGCCCGCCUAACCAAACCAAACCUCGCCUGUCUCCGGAAUCCGCGAAAAUUCAGGUUUCGCGGAUUUUUUCCAUUCCUAAUCCUGUGGAUAAUCCAGAGAAAAAAAGACUUACAGGGAUCCUAAUCUCAUACCUAGAAUUAGUGGAUUUAGAAAGGGACUAGCGGAGAUAUGGUUAGCGGAAACUGGAAAGGAUAAACCGCUAGGCGAGAUAUAAAAGUACUCUGAGUACUUUAUUUAGUACAAAGUGAGUCGGACUACUAGUGAAAAUUGCAAGAGAGAGAAUGUCGAAUAAACUUUUCAUUGCUAAGUGCUGAUUAAUGUUCAUCAUGAACCAGACGAAACCCCUAAUAUCUCAAGUUGUAUCCAACCCACUAUACCUAUCACACGUGAACGAAUAUACGUAAUAAAUAACGUUCCAAAUACAUAGUCAAAACAUUUUUUGCCGGCUUUAUAUAUACAUACAUUCUUAGUGCAAACACAAAUUAUCUAAUAAGUCAAAUUAAGAAAAAUAUCUCGGAGGAGUUUUUUAAUGUUUAAAUUAUGAUAAGUAACCAAUUUGAGGUAUUUUCCCACCUAUCUAAAUCGAAUCAGACUGAAAAAUUAAUUCCAAUUUUUAAAAAAUGAGUUUAGAAUUUAAGAUUGGCAACAAAAAAAGUUUUUAUCGUUGAAAUUUAUCUUCAAAUUAGGACAAAAUAUUUUCUAAAAUUGUAAAAAAUAAAAAGUCCCCCUACCAUUCCAAGUCUCCCCCCCUUCCAAUCCUGUCUCUAGUCACCCCUCAAAGUUCCAUGAUCUUUCAGAAAUAGUUUAAAGCGCAAAAACAUGAAAGGGAUACCUCACUAAUUUUGUGGCGAGGUGGAAGUUUAUUUUGUGACGCGUUUCUUUAAUUUCAAUAAUAUCUAUAAUUCCAUAUUUGUUUUGAUAAUAUUACAACCAGUGAACUGUAUCCAGAACUAGGGAGGGGGUGCAGGGACGUCAUGAGCCCCGCCAAAUGGUCUCCAAGCCUGUGGAUUCGCAGAUGUGUAUUUAAAAUGACCUGGCGCUACCUCUAUCCUUUAGAAUAAAUAUUAUAUGUAGAAGUUAUGUAUAAAAAAUAUUUUAAUAGUUAUGCUCUUCGGAUAUUGAAGAAAACACUGCAUAACUAUUUAAUGAUUGAAUAUGUUUUUUUAAAACGUUAUUUAUUACUUCUACAAUAUUAUUAUAACGUUUAAGGGUAGCGCCCGAUCAUUUUUAAUACUCAUCUGCUAAUACGGAGGCUCGGAGAAACAUUUUGUGGGGCUCAUGGCGUCCUGUAGCCCCUCCCUCCCAGAACUAGAGUUAUGUAAACCAUGUAUCCUCUGUACAUCCCGGAGUCUAGAGUUUAACCUCCGGAAACUAAUAUCAAGUUCAAAAGGUCUCCGAACUUAAGUUUGGAUUUUUUUCUCCACUUAAGUAGGGACUGUCCAACUUAAUGUCAGUUUUAGCUGAACAAACUGCAGAUUCUGUCAAAUGAUCAAUACAGGGUGGUAUUGAUACGACAACUGAUAAAUUUCCAAAUGAUAAGAUGUUUUAUAUUUGGAUGUUUUUAAAGUCUAAAAGAUUUAAUUUGUAAAUCUAUUUAUGUAUGCAAAUUAUAGCUUUAAGUUCUAAAGCAACCAAAAUAAAAUUUACUAUAGACAAAAAUGUCGUGAGUAUUCUGAACCACCCUGUAUAUUCUGCUCAUAUGUUCCUAUGUUAAAACAGUAUUUAAAAUAUAUUAAAAAUGUUUCAUAAAAUGGGAGCAGAAGAAUAUAUUUUCAGAAAACAUUAACAAAUUGAAAACAUUUUAUUUCAUUCCUAAUUGGCUAUUUAUUAGAAUUGACAAGUUUUCUAGUGCCAAAAGUAAAGUGUUAGCUUUGCAAAAUACUUUUUUUUGCAAAACUUGUAUUUUCUUGACGGCGCAAAUAAUUUAUAACUGUUUUUUUCUUGCCUUAUUAUAUUGUGUAUAGUGUUGUAAAAAUAGGUUUAGCAUU
This is a messenger RNA of Eurytemora carolleeae, 3273 nucleotides long. Its product is annotated as homeotic protein ultrabithorax. Gene Ontology annotation, cellular component: nucleus. The transcript is spliced from 9 exons. The record is from RefSeq and is a predicted model, not a curated record. The coding region runs from base 468 to 1295 and encodes 275 amino acids. Gene Ontology annotation, biological process: negative regulation of transcription by RNA polymerase II; anterior/posterior pattern specification. Gene Ontology annotation, molecular function: RNA polymerase II cis-regulatory region sequence-specific DNA binding; DNA-binding transcription factor activity, RNA polymerase II-specific. NCBI's taxonomy places the organism in Eukaryota, Metazoa, Arthropoda, Copepoda, Calanoida, Temoridae.